AUGUUGGAGAAAGAAAUCGAAUUGGAUUUGCCGGAUAACACGCUCACUAAAAGCUCCAUAAAAGCAGCCUUGUUGCUUCCGGACGAUGCGAUUCUUUCCCUUUCCUAUGAUGUGAAUGGUCACCGCAAAUUCUGUCGUGUCAAUGAUUCUUCAACGACUUUCCUGCUUCCUGAGCAAUUUCCAACUCUUCAUUUCUUUGUGGAAUCAGACAAGGCACCCUCUCGACCUAAUUCUUCCUUGAGUUUCGAAGGGCAUUUGUCCGGCUAUCGGGAGCGUUCUGAGUCGCCUUACGUCUUCAAUGAAAAAUUAGCAGACGAGCUCCGCAACCGUCUGUUUUUCAUCCCUCGAGGACAAAAAGCUCUUCAAGACGAAGAGGAAACUUCUGUCGAACUUAAAGGAGAUCUUGUCGUUGAUGGUGGUUGCGCUUCGCCUAUUUCGUCAAGGGCUGUUGUGACAUAUGCACACAAGUCACACAAAAUACUACGAGAGUACGACGAAUCAAAGAAUGAUGAAGACAAUAAGCACAGUCUUGUUGAAAUAAGACAUGCGGAGAAUCCCCGUAUUCGACAUAAAAUGAAGGUCAUUGUUGUCGACACUCACCACGACUUUGUGAUUCUUCGCUCAGUGGACGGAAGGGAGAUCUUCGAAGACUAUCCUUAUAUCAUGCGUCCACCGAAGAAUUUUGAGCCGUUUAUCGGGUUCGGUCUGAGUCAUGAGACUAAAGAUGGACAGCAAAUUACUCAUCGACAUGGUCGGAUAUGUUCCGAGUCCACGGACUACAGAGGACGGUUCUUGGCCAGUUCUUCGAUUGAUGGCGGAGACUCCGGAGGCCCAUGCUACGCUGCUGAUCGCGCUCUCAUUGGCAUCAUGGUGGCUUCAACAGCAACAGAUCCAAUCCUCAGAAGGGAAUAUGAUCGAGACAGCAUAGAAGAAGAAAUUGUCGAGGCUUCUUCACAUCCAGCUGAUACCUGGAUCACUCCAGGAAAUUUAAUCAAUGAAGCCUAUAAGAAUUAUCAAGUGAAGCAUGGUCUUUCACGCGUUCCUCGACGGGAGAGGAAUCUGAGCGAACCGAGAGCAAAGCGCCGAGCAAUGGAAAUUUUUUGA
Caenorhabditis bovis is the source of this 1104-nucleotide messenger RNA. Lineage: Eukaryota; Metazoa; Nematoda; Chromadorea; Rhabditida; Rhabditidae. The record is from the annotation of a GenBank genome assembly.